This is a messenger RNA of Drosophila innubila, 960 nucleotides long. Its product is annotated as transcription initiation factor TFIID subunit 4. NCBI's taxonomy places the organism in Eukaryota, Metazoa, Arthropoda, Insecta, Diptera, Drosophilidae. Gene Ontology annotation, biological process: DNA-templated transcription initiation. Gene Ontology annotation, cellular component: transcription factor TFIID complex. The coding region runs from base 30 to 833 and encodes 267 amino acids. The transcript has 2 exons. The record is from RefSeq and is a predicted model, not a curated record.
AUACUUCAUCAAAAAACUUCUUUCGUAAGAUGUCCCACCAAACAAUUGAGGUUCCAAUGCAACCCUAUGCCGGAAAACUUCUCAUUAUUGAUCAGCUCGUGAUUCCCGACAGCAGCGAUGAGCCAGUGGCUGGAAAAAAGGAAAAUUCCGAGAGCAAAUUCUCAGAAAUGCCACGUCCCUCGUUCUUUGAGCCCAAGGUGAUUGAGAAGACACUGCUUAAAUAUUGCACAUUGGAGAAUAUGCCGAAGCAGUUUAAGGACGAGCUUGUGGACGGACUGCUGGCUGCUGUGGAGACCUACAUGAAGCACCUGAUAAGAAGUGCCAUCGAACUCUGCGAACAUCGAUCGGGCAACAAUCUGUACAACGAUCCACGCUGUGUGGUUCAACACAAUAUGCGAACCACCAUGAUGUUUCUCAACGAUCGUGAAGUGUCCGAUUUUGGCUGUUCUGAUGAUGAUACCAAUUACGGACAUCGCAGACGCUGGAUGAAACUGCAACGCAAUCGUAACAGCACUUCAGUGGAAAGUGAAAUACGUUUGGAGUCGACCAAUAAUACAGCUCUCUUGGCUCUGGGAGCACGCAAGCCAACUGGACUGGGAGUCUUGGGUGGACUCUUCAGUAAUUCAACAGGAAUGGGAGCAGGAGCUGGAGCUGGACUUGGAACUGGAUUGAGAGCGGGAUUGGGAGCGGGAGUUGCAGCUGCACCACAACGUUCAUUUUCUGUGCGGAUUAAGCAUGUGAAUGUCAAGGAUAUAAUACAAUUUAUGGAGGAGGAGAAGCGCUAUGCGCAGUCCAAGUUGCUCUACGAUGCCUAUUUGAUAUACAAGUUGUAGAAAGGAAGAUAGAGAAUAAAGAGAGGGAGAGGAAGAGGUAGACGUGUCUUAAAACACGCGUGUUACGAUUUCAAUUGUCGGCAGUUCAAUGAACUUCCUUUCAAAUAAAUCCCAACAAAAGCCCAAG